GCGUACGCAAGUCCUAAGGAAGAUCAGAGUACAUUAACCGUAGGCAACAAAGCCUCCAUUCGUGUCAGUGAGGACUGUUUGAGGGUUUUGCAAAAGGACUUUGGGGGCACAACGUUGGGGAUGGUAUCGAGUAUCGGUCUGACGGGUGUGGUGACUUCCAUCACAGCAGCGGGCGCGGUUCACGUUCGUUUCUUAUCUCUGGCGUACCGCUUCAACCCUGACGCCCUCAUCAAGGUGUGCGAGCUGAGGGUGGGUCAGCGCGUUCGCAUAUCCACUGACGUGGACCUCGUGAAAGUGCUGAACACCAGAGUCGGGUGGGUGUCACCAAUGAACAAGAUCCUGGGGAGGGUGGGCAAAAUCGUCAAAAUUGAUAGCGAUGGUGAUGUCCGGGUAGACUUCGGAGAUUGCAGAUUCAACCUCUCACCUGGCUGCUGUACACCUGAGCCAGGAGACAGAGACGACUUUUGGAGAGACGAGGAAACACAGAACGAGCCUCAGGCAUCUUCACUCGACGAUUCUGAUGACGAUUCUUCAGAUCGAGGUCGCUUAAUCCGGAAGUUGGCCGCCGGGGGCAUCAGAGGACUCGGGGGUCUAGGGGGUCUCGGAGGUCUCGGAGGUCUCGGAGGGCUAGGUUUUCGCGAGCUGAGGAGUGUGCUCUCUGCCGCCCGCGACGACGAUGGCGACUCCGAUGUCGGACGCCUUUACUUGGCCAUCAACAACAGCGACAUCGACAGAGUUAGAAGUCUGUGUGCUGCCAAUCCUAGUUUGGUAAAUGCUAUACAUAAGGACCUGACUCCUCUUAUGCUGGCCUGUCUCCGCGGCAAACGUCACAUCGUCCGAGAGCUACUGAAGCUAGGCGCGGAUGUCAACGCUCAGGGAGUGAAACAGCAGACGGCUCUUGGAGUCGCGCUGGAGGCGAAGGAAGAGGAGAUAGCGCUGCUGCUGCUUGAGCAUGGAGCUGAUGCUGUCCAGAGAAACAGUAAGGACCGCACGCCCCUUCACAUGGCCGCCAGUUGUGGUAUGACCGAGGCCGCCCAGGUCCUCAUCUACAUGGGCGCCGACGUCAAUGCUCAGGACAAGUAUGGAGAUACACCUCUUCACGACGCAAUUUCGACUGGCCGGGACUUUCUGGCGGAGAUCCUUAUACAAAUGGACACUGUCAACACCACCAUCGUCAACAAGAACGGCUUCAACCCUCUACAGCUCGCCUGCUACAAAGGCAACGCAUGCUGCGUGAGCCAUCUGCUAACACGUGACCGUAGUGCGGUGGACAAACUGUUCCGCGGAGACCUCACUGCUCUUCAUAUGGCGGUCAUUGCCAACUGUACAGAGGCUGUAAGGCUGCUUGUCAGCAUGGGUGGUGCUAACAUCAACCUGGCUAGUGGAGACAAAGGGGUAUCUGCACUGCACCUUGCGGGCUUGCGUAAAUUUGUGCCCAUUGUAGAGCUUCUCUUGGAUCUCGGUGCUGAUGUGAAUAUUCAAGACCGAGAAGGAGACACUCCCCUCCACCAUACCAUGGGAGGUUCUAGCGGCCGACAUUUAACGAGCGAAGAACGGGAGAAGGACACUGCUGAGCGGAUUCGUGUUGCAAACAUUCUGAUUGCCCACGGCGCCUUCGUGGACGCCGAGAACCGGCAAGGGAAGACAGCGCUAGUGUACGGCCGUCCUGAGAUCCGCACAGGCGUGGAACUGUUCAUGAAAGCCAACCCCCAACUGGUUCGAGUCAAAAGCGCGAGACGACAAGAAGAAGAGAGCGGCCCAUUGAAGACAACGAUCCUGAUGUCAGCACUGAAGGGUUUGAGCCUGACCAACUGUCUGACAUGCGGUGCGCGUGCAGACGGGUCCGCAAUGCCGUGCGGCCAUACUACGCUGUGUGCAACCUGCAGCGCACGUGCCACGCGCUGUCCGCUGUGCCAACGCCAAGUGCUGGGAUGUCAGGUCGCCAAAGGUGACGUGUCUUCCACUGUUUCUACGCCUUCCGGUGGAAUAAAGCCAGGAGCAGACGAAUGUGGGUCGUCUACUUCCGAAAUGACUGCGCAUGCCGGUGUGACGUCAGUUCCGGCGAGUGUCUCGUCCGCUUCAGUCUCUUCUAACUUUCGGGCACUCAUACAACUGCAAGGAACUGAGACACGUGUUGCUAGUGACAGAGACUGCACCAAAGUGACGCAGUGCCAGCCGGCCGACAGUCGCUGGCUCGCUGAUGGCGCUUCUCUUGUUGGUGAAGGUGGCGAAGCUGGAGAAGCUGGAGCAAGGCUCCAGUGCGGUUGCAGCUGGUCUGGAAGUUAACGAGGAUGUUGAGGAUGAUCUGAAUGAAGAUGCGACUGC
Pomacea canaliculata is the source of this 2325-nucleotide messenger RNA. RefSeq names its product E3 ubiquitin-protein ligase MIB2-like. Lineage: Eukaryota; Metazoa; Mollusca; Gastropoda; Architaenioglossa; Ampullariidae. Gene Ontology annotation, molecular function: protein binding; ubiquitin-protein transferase activity. The coding region runs from base 121 to 2286 and encodes 721 amino acids. The transcript is spliced from 13 exons. Gene Ontology annotation, biological process: protein ubiquitination. Gene Ontology annotation, cellular component: cytoplasm. The record is from RefSeq and is a predicted model, not a curated record.